AUGAUUUUUGAAAGUAUUUUAAUUUUGACAAUGACACUAACAUCUAUAAAUUCAGUAGCGAUCGGUCCAGAACUGACGAUUGAUGGAGAAUCGGCUAGACAUUAUGAUUCACGGUAUUCAAUAUUUGACAAACCUUAUACAGUUGAUUUUAAGUAUCAUAAUUAUGAUAAAAUGAGUCGGUUUUUACGAGCCACAUCUCUUCGCUACCAAAAUCUCACUGCCCUUUAUUCUAUUGGAAAAUCUGUUAAAGGACGUGACUUAUGGGUCAUGGUUGUUUCUUCUUCGCCGUAUGAACACAUGAUAGGCAAACCUGAUGUCAAAUAUGUAGCUAAUAUUCACGGUAAUGAAGCUGUAGGCCGUGAAUUAAUGUUACAUCUUAUCCAUUUAUUAGUAACAAAAUACGGAUCUGACGCAUAUAUAACAUGGCUAUUAGACAAUACAAGAAUUCAUAUUCUUCCUUCGAUGAAUCCGGACGGUUUUGAAGUAUCUAAAGAAGGCUUUUGCGAAGGCAGCCAGGGCAGAUACAAUGCACGAGGAUUUGACUUAAAUCGUAAUUUUCCCGAUUAUUUCAAGCAGAAUAACAAGAAAACUCAACCGGAAACAGAAGCGGUGAGAGAAUGGGUGUCAAAAAUCCAAUUUGUAUUAUCCGGAAGUUUACACGGGGGUGCUCUUGUGGCCAGCUAUCCGUUCGAUAAUACUCCAAACUCGCUGUUCCAGAGCUAUUCAUCAGCUCCGAGUAUUUCUCCCGACGACGACGUGUUCCGUCAUUUAUCAUUAACAUACUCACAGAACCAUGGAUCAAUGCAUCGUGGAGAAGCUUGCUCACCAUCUCAACGAGGCUUUAAAAAUGGAAUAACCAACGGAGCUGAAUGGUACCCACUUACCGGUGGUAUGCAAGACUUUAAUUACGUCUGGAAUGGCUGCAUGGAGAUAACAUUUGAAUUGUCCUGCUGUAAAUACCCACCAGCUGAAGAUCUCAAGCAUUACUGGGAAGAAAACCGUGUUUCUCUGAUAAAAUUCUUGGCAGAAGCGCACCGGGGUGUGCAUGGAUUUGUAGUCGACGAAAAUGGCAAUCCUAUUGAAAGAGCUUCAGUAAAAGUUAAAGGAAGAGAUGUCAGUUUUCUUACUACAAAAUACGGUGAAUUCUGGAGAAUUCUUAUGCCUGGAAUUUAUAAACUUGAAGUUUAUGCAAACGGAUACGCUCCUCGUGAAAUAGAGUUUAUGGUGAUUGAACAGCAUCCUACUCUUCUUAAUGUCACAUUACACAGUACUAAGAGACAAGAUGACACCGUAGAUGGGCAUUAUGGAGGAAAUGGAGGAAACGGAGGAGCAGUACGCCCUUAUCCUCACCGAGAUUAUACACUCCACAUUAGACCAAGUGGUUCAACUUAUUCCACCGUCUCAUCAGAAUCAAACAAUGGAAUUUUUUCAUCCAUUAGCAAUGGAUUCAACUCACUGGUGAAUAAUCUGUUUGGCUGA
Molecule: messenger RNA, 1479 nt
Organism: Cotesia congregata
Lineage: Eukaryota; Metazoa; Arthropoda; Insecta; Hymenoptera; Braconidae
Source: the annotation of a GenBank genome assembly